AUGGCCCCGCAAACUCCAGCCGUUGUCAUGGACAAUGGUACUGGAUACUCCAAACUUGGAUUUGCAGGCAAUGAUUCACCUUCCUUUGUAUUCCCAACCGCGAUCGCAACGAAAGGCCCAGGCGGUGGAGGUGGAAGUUCUGGCUCUGGCAGGCCAGCAGUAGCGAAUAAGCCUACCUUCUUGACCGGAGGCGCAGGACCACAGGGUCAUCUAAGUGCGAAGAGAGGGACGGAGGACUUGGACUUCUUCAUUGGAGAUGAGGCACUGAGCGCAGCUUCAGGACCCGGCUAUGGACUACACUAUCCUAUACGGCAUGGUCAGAUCGAGAACUGGGACCAUAUGGAACGCUUCUGGUCAAAUUCCAUCUUCAAGUACUUGCGAGUAGAGCCGGAAGACCACUACUUCCUUCUCACUGAACCACCGCUCAACCCACCGGAGAACCGCGAAGCCACCGCUGAAAUUAUGUUUGAGUCCUUCAACUGCGCCGGUCUAUACAUCGCCGUGCAAGCCGUCCUUGCCCUAGCUGCAUCCUGGACCAGCAGUAAAGUGCAAGACCGAUCACUGACCGGAACCGUCAUCGAUUCUGGUGAGGGUGUCACCCACGUCAUCCCAGUUGCGGAAGGAUAUGUCAUUGGAAGCUCGAUCAAGAGCAUACCUAUUGCUGGACGAGACAUCACAUACUUCGUGCAGUCACUACUGCGAGACCGUGGAGAGCCAGACAGCAGCUUGAAGACAGCAGAGCGGAUAAAGGAGGAGUUUUGCUACGUAUGCCCCGAUAUCGUCAAGGAAUUUGCACGUUUCGACCGCGAGCCGGCAGAGCGUUUCAAGCAGUACGAGGUCAAGUACCCGAACGGCAGGAGCGCCAUGGUCGAUGUCGGUUACGAACGAUUCUUGGCUCCGGAGAUCUUCUUUAACCCUGAGAUCUACUCAUCCGACUUCCUCACUCCACUGCCAAACAUUGUCGAUACCGUCAUCCAGACCUCGCCGAUCGAUGUUCGAAGGGGCUUAUACAAGAACAUUGUCCUUUCUGGAGGUUCUACACUUUACCAACAGUUCGGCCGAAGGUUACAACGAGACAUCAAGCACCUUGUCGAUGCGAGAAUUGCCCACUCGGAAGCACGUGCAGGCAACGCCGCCAAGUCAGGAGGUCUCGAUGUGCAGGUCAUUACCCACCGAAGACAGCGACACGGUCCAUGGUUCGGAGGAUCAUUGCUCGGCCAAACACCAGAGUUCCGAAGCUACUGUCAUACUAAGGCUGAGUACGACGAAAUAGGACCAAGCAUUGUGCGAAGAUUUGCUCUACUUGGAGGUCCCGGCUCCACAUGA
Molecule: messenger RNA, 1326 nt
Organism: Pseudocercospora fijiensis CIRAD86
Lineage: Eukaryota; Fungi; Ascomycota; Dothideomycetes; Mycosphaerellales; Mycosphaerellaceae
Exons: 4
Coding region: 1-1326 (441 amino acids)
Biological process (GO): Arp2/3 complex-mediated actin nucleation
Cellular component (GO): Arp2/3 protein complex; actin cortical patch
Molecular function (GO): actin filament binding
Source: RefSeq, a predicted model, not a curated record